AUGAGCAAGUACACCUGCCCACAGAAUUCCGUUUGCGUCAAUCUACCAGGAACAUUUCCUGAUAACUGUACCGAGGGUUUUGCGCCGAAAGGUCUUCCAUUGGAAAAAUGCGCUGAUAUCAACGAAUGUGAAAUGAACCUUCAUAACUGCGGAGAAAAUCAAAUGUGUCAAAAUACG
Ostertagia ostertagi is the source of this 177-nucleotide messenger RNA. The record is from the annotation of a GenBank genome assembly. Lineage: Eukaryota; Metazoa; Nematoda; Chromadorea; Rhabditida; Trichostrongylidae.